UAUAUCUUCAGACCUUGUCCUUCCGCCCUCUCUCUCAAUUAAUCAUAGCAGCUAAGAUCAGCUCUUCAGUUUAUCAAAAUCCAUAAAUCCACCGUUAAGUCCAUCAUCACUUCCACUUUAGGAACUGCCUGAGAACACGACCACCUGAAGUAACAAGGAGGAAGAGGAGGUAGCUAGUUGGGGAGCGGAGAAGAGAAAAGGGAGCAUAUAAGAAAUCAAAGCCUUGUGUUUACAUAUGAUGGAGUUCUUUCCUGCACAACCUGAUUUGUCCCUUCAAAUUAGUCCCCCCAACAGAAAAUCCAACACCACAGCAUGGAGGACAGCCGAUGAAGAGAUAAAUUUGGGUUUCUGGAGGAGAGCUAUGGAUUCCAAUGAUACCAUUGCUUCCAUAAAGAUGUCGCCGGGGGAACCCGAAAACACUUUCGAGCUUUCCUUGUCAAACCCAAGGGUUUCUUCUUCCUUAGAUUCCAACUUCAACCAUCUUCAUCAUCAUCUUCUUCAACAAGGCCAUGGCAAUCUUAUUCUGCCACUUCAAGACCAUAGGCAACAGCAAGGACUUCACCAAGAGCUUGGAUUGUUAGGACCCCUAAGAGGUGUUCGUGUCUACCAUAAUAAUAACCUUCCUUCCUUCCCUUAUGUCCAGCAUCAGUCAUUAGAUUCUUAUUUAUCUUGUGCAACCACCAAUUCUUCUUCUUCAGCUUCCUUUCAAUCACAAAGCCUGAUGAGAUCGAGAUUAUCAUCAAGGUUUCCAGCGAAAAGAAGCAUGAGAGCUCCUCGAAUGCGAUGGACUACCACCCUCCAUGCUCGCUUUGUUCAUGCUGUUGAGCUGCUAGGUGGCCAUGAAAGAGCUACACCCAAAUCGGUUCUUGAGCUCAUGGAUGUGAAAGAUCUCACCUUGGCUCAUGUCAAAUCUCAUUUACAGAUGUAUCGAACGGUGAAGACGACGACAGAUAGACCUCCAACUUGUUCAGGCCAAUUAGAUGGAUUUGAAAAUGGAUCGGCAGGAGAGGCUUCGGAUGAUACCUCCAUACUUGACAUUCAUGAGAACCCACCAACAUCUGAGUCUUGUGUACAUCAGCGAGGACGGUUGGAAGAUAAAGAUUAUUGUGGCCUGUGGAGCAAUUCUUCAAGCAGAGAAGCUUUGUCGCAUGGCAAACCAAUGGAUUCUCAAGGAAGCAGCUCACCAUCUUUUGAGAAGGACCCAAAUUGCCAACACUACGAAAGCAUAUCUGAUUUGAGCUCAUCAAGCUUCUUAGGAACAAGCCCCAAGAAGCCCAAUCUGGAGUUCACCUUGGGCAGGUCACUUUGGUAUCAACCACUGUUUUGAGUACUCAUAUUGAAAUCAUUAUCUUUCGAGGGCUGGUGAUGAGAAUCAGGUGCCCCCCCUGAAAAAUUAACAAAGGGAAAAAAGGGGAAAGAAGGAAAAGAAGAGAGAUAAAAGACAUGGAGACAAAAGAGACAAAGCAGGAAAAACAGGGAAGUGUGAAAAAGCAAAUCUUUCCUAGCUAGCUGUAAGAACCAAGGCACCAUAUUAUCUAAUUGAUUAUUAUAUGUUUUGCACUUUAACAAGAGAGAGUAAGAAAGAGAUUGGUCCUUUAAUUACCUUAAGGUGGGAUGUGACCCUUGGUAAUUGCAAUGGGACCCUUUCACAACAAUGUUAUUUUUAUUUCUUCCAAAAUGAAUUGUGGCUCCUUCUUCAUUCUCGGGCAUUUGCACGUGCUUUACUUUACACUUUUCCAACAAAGAGAAAGUAAAAGGAUGGAAUUGAAAAAGAAAGAACACUCAAAAAUUAUGUCUUUAAAAAUGGUCUAAAAGAGAGAAAAAAAGUUUCAUGGUUUGAUUUUGAAUGUAAUAUACUCAGUUGGAGACAUUCUUUCGUGAUAAACAGAUCCCAAUACAUCAUACGAUCUAAUGGUGGCAAUGUUCAUACGGUAAGUCUAGUAUUUUUUUUUUUUUUUUUUUUUUGUUCUUUUGGAUAUAAAGUAAACAUAGUCCUUCAACAUUGAUGUUCUUAUGGUAUCUAUCUAUAUGAUGGGAGUGUCUGAAUGACACCUCUUAGGUGUAUUUAGAAAUUUUUGUCUUCAUUUAAUUGUCCCUUGUCCUAUUCUUAAAAUUUAUUUAAGAUAAGAAUUUCAAAAUUAAUUUGAAAAUGACAUCAUUAUGUCAUUAUCAA
Molecule: messenger RNA, 2173 nt
Organism: Macadamia integrifolia
Lineage: Eukaryota; Viridiplantae; Streptophyta; Magnoliopsida; Proteales; Proteaceae
Product: probable transcription factor KAN2
Exons: 6
Coding region: 236-1327 (363 amino acids)
Biological process (GO): abaxial cell fate specification; regulation of DNA-templated transcription
Cellular component (GO): nucleus
Molecular function (GO): transcription cis-regulatory region binding
Source: RefSeq, a predicted model, not a curated record